Molecule: messenger RNA, 1128 nt
Organism: Pteronotus mesoamericanus
Lineage: Eukaryota; Metazoa; Chordata; Mammalia; Chiroptera; Mormoopidae
Gene: CFD
Product: complement factor D
Exons: 5
Coding region: 89-913 (274 amino acids)
Biological process (GO): proteolysis
Molecular function (GO): serine-type endopeptidase activity
Source: RefSeq, a predicted model, not a curated record
AUAGGGACUGUUGGAGCGGCCCCAACUUCCACCCUCAUAAGAACACUCCAGGCCCUGCCUAGGACGGUGUUGAGGCCACAGCAGCAUCAUGGCAGACCUCUCAGUGCGCCCGGCAGCUCUGAUCCUUCUGGGAGCAGCCCUAUGCGUGGCGCAGCCCCGCGGCCGGAUCCUCGGCGGCAAAGAGGCCAAGGCCCACGACCGACCCUACAUGGCCUCGGUGCAGGUGAACGGCACACACGUGUGCGGCGGCUUCCUGGUGGCUGAGCAGUGGGUGCUGAGUGCGGCGCACUGCCUGGAGCAUGUGCCCACCAAUGAGACCUUGGUGCAGGUCCUCCUGGGCGCACACUCGCUAUCACAGCCUGAGCCGUCCAAGCGCCUGUAUGAUGUGCUUCGAGCAGUGCCCCACCCAGACAGCCGGCUUCAAACCUUGGACCACGACCUCCUUCUGCUUCAGCUCUCUGAGAAUGCCACUCUGGGCCCCGCCGUGAAGCCCCUGCCCUGGCAGCAGGAGGACCGCGAGGUGACGGCUGGCACGCUCUGCGACUUGGCCGGCUGGGGCAUGAUCAAGAACACCGGCCGGAAGCCCGACCUCCUGCAGUACUUGCUCCUGCCGGUGAUUGACCGUGCCACCUGCAACCUGCGCAAGUUCCACGACGGCACUGUCACUGAGCGCAUGAUGUGCGCAGAGAGCAAACGAAACGCGGACAGCUGCAAGGGCGACUCUGGGGGUCCACUGGUGUGCAAUGGCGUGGCCGAAGGCGUGGUCACCUCUGGAUCCCGUGUGUGUGGCGACCCCAAGAAGCCCGGCAUCUACACUCGUAUAGGGAGCUACACCGCCUGGAUCAACAGCGUGAUGGCUGGGGAUGUGGCCACCUCAGGAAAACCUGAAGGGCCGGUUCACAAGGAACAAUGAAGUCAUUGACUCCUGCGUCUGGUCAGACACUAUUUUUAUUUUAUUCCCUUUCCAAUUUGUUUAUUCGUUUGUUUUUGUUUUUAGAUUCCACAUAUAAGUGAAACCAUAUGGUAUUUGUCUUUCUCUGACUUACUUCACUUAAAAUAAUACCCUCUAGGUCCAUCCAUGUUGUUGCAAUAAAUUUCAUUCUUUCUCAUGGCCGAGUAGUAUUCCAU